UCUCGUGAUGAUGCAAUAUUUCUUUUAUUAUUAGACAAGCCUACGAGGAUAAUAUGAUCGCAUCUCUCUCUCUCUCUCUAAAUUUUGAGUUUGCUUAAAUUUAAUUUUAAGAACGACUAAAUGCGAUUUGACUGAAUCGUCACGUAAAUCGUAUAAUCACAUGACUUCCGUAUCAUGUCAAUAACGCGCAAGCGCAUUGUUUCGAAAAGAGUCGCUUCAAUUUCCCUAGACAAGCUAGUCGACGCACUAGUUACUUUAACAGUAAGUUUUGCGAUUUUACACCCUAGAAGGGACACACUGGACACUCAUAAAUCGUGCGAGAACGCGAGGAAAAUCAGGGAAAAUGUCAUGUGCUCCUCAAACAGAAGCACGUGGUUAACCUCUCAUAAGUGGACGAACAAACAAGAUUGACGAUACAUCCGUCCCGAUGGCUCCGAAAAGACGUUCGUUCCGUGGCGGAAAGAGGAAAUUCGAUGGACGCAACGCGCGAAGUCAGACCAAGCCGAAAAAAGGCAAGUUUGACCUGAGAAAAGCUUCUUACAUCAAAGAGCGCGAUGCCAAAAACGAGGCGAUUGAGGCUCGCAGAAGAAUGAUAGAGGAGGAGAAGGUGCAUCAGCGACUACGCGAAACCGAUAGUUCGGAGGAGGAAGAACUCGAUCCCGAAUGGGCCUUGUUGUCUACAUUUGCUGGCUUCGAAAGGUAUUUAAAGCCGAUUGUAACUAGUUCAGACAGCGAAAGUGAAACAACGUCCGAUACAGAGAAUGAAGAAGGAAAGAAGAAAAGGGAGAAAGAAGUAGAAAAAAUUAAAGUGGAGAAAGUUGAUGAGAGAACAGCCAUAGAUGAGACCUGUGAAACAGAUGGCGAGGAAUCUUCCGAUCAAAGUGGAAAGGAAGAGACGACAAUUAGAAAAGGAAACUAUGAUGACGAUCUCGAGGACGCCGAGACCGCCCAGGAAGAUGCUGGUCACUUGAGAGAUCCGUUUUCCCUACAUUUGCGCAACGACAUGGACGACAGAUUGUAUCGAGCGGUCUCCGCAAGACCGCAAGUUGCGGAGAACGCGACAUUGUUGUGGCCCGUACUUGGGAAUCUGAUGUGUCAGAUCCCAAAGCCGGUCGUCGAAGCGAACGACACGUCGACGAGUGUCAGAAAGCUCCUGGACGACGAAGAGAAGCGAUACGCCGACUGCGGUAAGACUCCUAGUCCAAUUGGAGGCGUCGAUUGGAACAAAUUGCAUGUAAAGUCACAAAUACAAAACAAUCUAGUUAAAGCUAACAACAACGAUGCAAGAGGUAGCGUGGAAAAAGAUGCAGCUCUCACUCCCCUUCAGAGAGAACUGUUCUCCGUGAUAAACAACUAUCAAGAUUUGUAUUAUCCCGAAAGGACAUUCUCGAACGCCGAUCAGAUACGAUUCGUGUACUGUCUGCACGUGAUAAACCACGUGUUGAAAACGAGGACGAAGAUACUGCAUCACAAUGCGAAAUUGGCGAAAUCCAAUCGCAGUGGCAUGGGAGAGGUUCCGGAUGAGUACAGGGAUCAGGGUUUCGUGAGGCCGAAGGUGCUCAUUAUCGUGCCGUUCAAGCAUUCCUGCUUGAAGAUCGUUGAAACGUUCAUCUCGAUCUUGAUCGGGGAAGACAGAGGCGGUGCCGUCAUCAACAAGCUACGAUUCAUGGAAGAUUUCACUGGGAACGAACUGGCGAUACCCACGAGGAAUCCUAAACCAGAGGAUUACAGACUGACCUUGCAAGGCAACAUCGACGACAAGUUCAAGAUAGGCAUAGCCGUUACGAAGAAGUCUCUCAAGUUGUACACGAAGUUCUAUUCGUCCGACAUUAUAAUCGCCUCGCCGUUGGGCCUCAGGAGGGUAAUAGGCGCGGAGGGUGAAGCGGAGAGGGACUACGAUUUCCUGUCAUGCAUCGAACUGCUGAUCAUGGACCAGGUGGACGUGGUCGCCAUGCAAAACUGGGAUCAUCUGAAUCAAGUGCUGGAUCACUUGCAUCUGCAACCGAAGAGGUCUCACGACAUUGAGUAUCCCCGUCUGAGGGGUUGGUGCGUGAACGGCUGGAGUAAGUAUUACAGGCAGACGUUGAUCUUCUCCAGCAUCGAGCUGCCGCACAUAAACGCGACGUUCACCAGGAGAUGCUUCAAUUACGCGGGUAGGGUGAAAGUGGCGAAUCCAGUUGAGCCGGGCUCGAUACGCCAGGUGGUCAUCAAGCCUGCCCAGGUGUUCUACAGGUUCGACGCGUCCGAUCUCGUCCAGGCUAUCGACGCCAGGAUGGAAUUUUUCCUGAAAGAAGUGCUACCACGCUACAGGGACCCCAUCAUGAACCACACGUUGAUCUACGUGCCGUGUUACUUCGACUUCAUAUCGCUGCGAAACCGCAUGAUGAAGGAGGACUUGAGUUUCGUGCAAAUCAGCGAGUAUACCAAGGACCGGAAGGUCGCCAGGGCGAGGGACACGUUCUUCCACAGCGACGCGCAUUUCCUCCUCUACACGGAACGCUGGCACUUUUAUCGCAGAACGAGGAUAAAGAGUAUUCGCCAUCUCGUCUUUUAUCAACCACCCACUUACCCCCAUUUCUACAGCGAAAUGUGCAACAUGAUGCAGAGGGAGUAUCAGAAUCCACGCGCCGGCUCGGACAGCAACAUGUCGGUGAGCGUUCUGUACAACAAGUUUGAUGCCUUGGCGCUCGCUCGAAUUGUAGGCCAGAACAGAGCCACCAAGAUGAUAAUGUCCGAGGAAAAGAUCCACACGAUUACGUGUUGAGGCCUGAACGCUGCUUUGCGUGACUUCUCUUUUAUUAUCGUGUAAAUAAGUAACUUAAAAAUAAUGUAAAAAGUAUCCUAAAACUUAUUUUUACCCAAGUACUGAUAUUUAUAUCGAGAGUAAGGGAAUGUAAAUUUCAUUCAAGACACUGAAUUAUUCAAUAAAAAUGUAUAGCUGGAA
Messenger RNA from Ooceraea biroi (clonal raider ant), 2944 nucleotides. Its product is annotated as digestive organ expansion factor homolog. Lineage: Eukaryota; Metazoa; Arthropoda; Insecta; Hymenoptera; Formicidae. Gene Ontology annotation, cellular component: nucleolus; small-subunit processome. Gene Ontology annotation, molecular function: U3 snoRNA binding; rRNA binding. Gene Ontology annotation, biological process: maturation of SSU-rRNA from tricistronic rRNA transcript (SSU-rRNA, 5.8S rRNA, LSU-rRNA). The record is from RefSeq and is a predicted model, not a curated record.